Messenger RNA from Spodoptera frugiperda (fall armyworm), 9072 nucleotides. Its product is annotated as transmembrane protein 164. Bases 185 to 1051 code for a protein of 288 amino acids. The record is from RefSeq and is a predicted model, not a curated record. NCBI's taxonomy places the organism in Eukaryota, Metazoa, Arthropoda, Insecta, Lepidoptera, Noctuidae. The transcript has 6 exons.
UACUGUCACAGUCACAGUGGCAUUUCAUAUAUUAUAUCUUGCUUGACUAGUAUUAAGUAUAUAGCGAUCUGUGGUUACGCGCUGUCAACGUAGCGGGAAUUGAAACAUUGAACAGGCAUUUCCAAAAAUAAUAAUUUAAUCGAUGAAAAAUUAAUUCCCCAUAAAUCAAUUUUCAGCACAUAAAAUGUUUGAGUGGGCUUAUAGUGGUGCAAACAAAGCUGUUCCUAGAAAUGUGGGACCUGAAUGUGCUUAUUUUUUAUCCACCAAAAGGCAAAUAAUAGAAACAAUAGUCGUAGUUUCAAUUUGUGUAUAUAUUUCGAUUAAGACAUUUCCAAAAUUAUCUGUACCUCAAGAUACAAAUUAUGUUAAAAGUGAUAGAGGUGGCAAAAGGUUAUUGGUAAUACUUCUGGCUCUGUUAUGGGGAAUGGAAAUUGGUUUUAAAUUUGCGUCUCGUACAGUUAUAUAUUUGUUGAAUCCUUGUCAUGUAACAACAUUGAUACAAAUAUAUUUAUUGGCUGCACCACCUAGUAAAACUGUAACAGCAUUAUUUCGCAUCCAUUUAAAUUUAUUAAAUGGACCUCUGUUAGCAUUUUUGUUCCCUGAAACAGCCUCAAGAAAGAUCUUUGCUGAAGCUGCUCUAUACUGGAUCCAACAUGGCAUGAUGUUUGUCAUACCAUAUUAUCUACUGAGGAUUGGUGGUCCCUACAACAUAGAACCCUUUUGGGAUUUCAAUUGGUCAAUAUUCAGUUAUUGCCUAAACAUGAUAUAUCACUUUAUUGUUUUACAACUCAUUGCAAUUCCUGCUCAAGUAAACUUAAACCACAUGCUCUGCCCAGCUAUAUUAGAUCCAUUUGAUGGACCGUGGUACAGAGUUGCAGCAGUUACCCACCAAGCACUACUGUGUCCUUUACUGUGUAAAUUGUUUUGUCUCAUUUCCGAUUUCUGCCUAACAAAAUUCCCGCCUACUAAAGUCAAGCCGCAUAUGAAGGAUUCUCUUAUGGAUAGCCAUGCUGUUCCUGUCACAAACCCAAUCGAGCACCAUAAGGACUAGUGACAGCUGCAUUUGGAACAAUAUAUGGCUGUAAUUCGUCUCAGGGUAGGUAAAACUAAUAAAAAUUGCCUUUUGAGUUGGAGAACAAUAUUUCAUCGCGUCCAUUUGGUUUUGGUGGUUAAUAUAUUAUUAGUAAGGUAAGGUUUAUUAAAUAGAUGUACGAAACUUUUGCAUGAAAUUUGUUGGUAACAGGUAUACUAAACAAUUGAUAGCAAGUUUGAAUAUGUAAACAACCUUUGUUCAUUACAUGUGUACAAGUAUUGAAUUUUGGGUCAAAAUAUCCAAAACUUCGUGUGAGGAGGGUCAAUUCACGAUAAAACUUGUAACUUUUAUUACUAUUGGUACUUUAUUGGGUACUUAUCACUUGUCAUAAUAAUUGCUUUGCAUAGUGUUUAGAUACACGCAAGUAGAAAUGAAAUAGAUCACUAUGCAAACACAUUCGUUGUGGUCGCUUUUGAUUAUCCACAACGAACGGUAAAGUCAUAUAAGUAUGUGGUACUUCAUGGUAACCACAAAAUUUGUUAGUAUCGGUUUCUACAAGUUCUGCGAGGUAUUAAAAUAAAACAGACCCGCAGCUCAUGCUCAUGCAAGUAUGGGCUUAAGUAGUUGUAAGGCCAUAUUAGGUACUGUAGUGUUAGUAAUCGUGUCGCCUAAUUCGCCUAUGACGCUAGAUAAUUCAGAAUAUUAUUUAAGGGAUGCGAGUUUCGCUUUGUGGUUACGACUGUGAUUUACAAGUGCUGCAAUAAAAAAAAAACAACAACCUUUAAUUGUUAUUGUAACAUAGUUAGUAAAUAUUUGGUAUUGUGGUUAGACAUUCGUAAAUUUUGAGAAGUUAUUUCAUGUCUGGACUAUUGUGUCAUUUCUGCCACAAAUGAAACACCACGUCUUACUUAAACAACUUAUGUAACAAACCAUUUUUAUUUUUAAAAAUAUAUGCGAAACCGACAUAGAUAUUAAUAUUAUCACCACUAAUUUAUUUAAGUAAUAAUUAUAUAGUCAAAUCCAAGACCGCUAUUAUUAAACGAUACUCAAGUGAAGAUCUCCUCUCACGUACAGUUCGAAUGGGAUAUAAUGCAGCUAUGCUUGAGCAGAGCAGAGAUCUCCGCUUUCUGUGGGGGGGGGGGAUCAUCCAAUGACUUCUCCCGCCUUUGGUAAGGCAAGCGGAAGUGUCAGACUUACUGACUAAUAACAGUCCGUUCCUACUACUGCUCUCUGAGUCGGAGCCCCGGAGAACCCACUAGGUACUCCUUAGCUCCGGUUCGGCCCUACUGGGCCCUAAUUGUGGUGGUUGGCUGGCUCUUGAGACGCGCGCGGAUCGCGACGCAUGGACCUGGUUCUGGUCGAGCAAUGAGCAACCUUUGCUCGUCAUUCGCAGACCUGAGAGAUCUCCGCUUGAGUAUCGUUAUAUAACCCGGCAUUAGACACGUACGCAAGUAGGUUUAGUGAAUGCGUGUUACGUAAACAAUUACCUACAACCAAAGUUAUAACUAACACAAAUAUUUGGCCUAAAUACGUACUUGAAGUAAUUUGUAAGACUUGGUGCAAUGUCGUUUUCCAAGCUAAGUAUAAAAUAUACCCUCUAGUUUCAUUGAUAGGCAAUAUUUUAUUGUAAGGAAAUGAAACCACCUCUGCACCUUACUAAUUAAUUUAAUAUUACUAAUUACAAAGAACACAAUAAUUGUUAUUACUAAUUAUAAUAUAUUUACAUAUACCUAAUGACAGUACUCUUACACAUAAAUGUGAUAAUACCCUAAAAGUUAAUAUUUCUACAGACACAUACUAUAAGUCAAAAUACAGAAACUUCUUGCAGUUGCCAUUUAAAGUACCGUUUUCGCCAGCGGUAAAUUUUGUAAUAUUAUAUGUAUUUAUAUUAAACAACAAGAUUUCAAAAAGACGGGACAAACCUAGUCCUACUUAUGUAAUAACUUUCGGGGUCAUGUAGGGAUUUACUGAAGCCAUAUUUUACUUAGGUAGUAAAUAUUACAACUUCGUUUACUGCACAAUGUUUCUGACCGUAAUGUAUCUGUUACCGGUAUAACCCGAUUUUAGAAAAAAACAGUAUUGCCUAGGUUAAACUUUGGGGCCACGGGCGGGGACCCAGUGGCUUCAGGGAAGACGGGCUGCCGUGUAACUUGCUGAGCGAGGCUCAAGGUAGAUGCACGUUUACCUAAGGAUGUGCCGUAAUAGGCGUCGCACCGUGGGUGCUUCGGGUCAAGUCUAUUAAAGGACCCGGGGUCCCCACCGGAGUGGUUUUAAAGAAGAAAAUCCCACACUCCCUAAUCUUUUUCCCCAAAAAUACUGGGCGCUUUUUGAAGUCAUAAAAAAAGAUUAAACUAGCCUAAGAAGCAGAACAUAGAAGAAGCCGAUAUGGUAGGUGAAUAGAUUAGGUCAAUUGAAACCCUGUAGGCAGAAAUAGGAGCGCCUAUUUCGCCUUGUAUAAGGUAGCCUAGCCUAGGCAAAACUAAUUUAUCCCUAAUAUCGGUUUUGGCUGGUAACCUGCCGACCGAGAAGAUAAUACCUGCACAUAGUGCACAUUUACCUAAUUACAGUCACGCAAUUUCCAUUUAUCAGUUAUUUCAUAUAGUAUGUAUGUAUAUGUCUACCUAGUAUAAUAUGUAUGUAUAUGCCAUGCACAUCUAUAGUAAACAUUCUAAAUCUCAGUAAGCUCAGUAAUUUGUUACUCGUAGUUUUCUUGGGGUAUGAUCUAUUAAACCACUAAAAUAACUUUAGAGUCAAUUCAAUAAAGCAGAAAUCCUGAUGUACCUACCUACUUAGUAAUGCUAAUAAGGUAAACUGAUAACCUGAUUCAAGUGUGUGUAAUAUUCAGUUCGAAGUCACUCUAUUGUUUGAAUAACACUGUUAAUUUAGUUGUUCAUUUGCACUAAAAACACUAAAUUACAACAUUACAUUAGUAAUACAUAAUGUUCUAUUGUAUUUUCAAAGUAUAACUCUUAAGUUACACGCCCCAUGGAUACGAGUUCCGAUGUAGGUACUUAGCAUUGAUUUUAUAAAUAAUUUAGAUAAGUGCCAGGUAUUUGAUAAGUAUCACGGCUGCUAACGCAUAUUUAAGCAGGAAGCAGAUUAGUUUAGGUUUACCUUUACGUUCUGCCACAACGAAUAUAGCGUGUCUCUGUGAUACGAUAACGAUACCUAAUAAAUGAUACACCUAGUCAUUAAUUUAUUAUUAUUAUGUCAUUCGUCUCAUUGAAUUAGGAAAAGUGUAGUGCUCGACACGAACCUAGGCAAGAUUUGGUCAUGGUGAGGAUAAGUUCGCGCAUGGUGUAUUUUUUCAUUAAUGUCAUUAUAUGAUUUUAUUGUAACUUUCGUGAGACAUACUAAAUUAAUUAUUAUGUUAUCGGCUUACUCUGCCAGUGUGUCGCGGAAUGCUGCUCAUGAAUAUGAGCCUCUAGCAUGGCUUGAAACUAGUCGAGUUCCUCGUCAAAACGUUACGUGAGUAAGCCGAUAACAUAAUAAUUAAUGUCAUUAUACAUAUAAGUGUAAUCAUGUUUUCUUGGAAGAAAGUUAAAGUAAAAAUAAGAAACGGUUUUUGUGUUGAUAAUUAAAUAAAUUGACAAAUAAUUAGAAAAUGCUCUUACCUACCUACACACUGCGUAAGCUUAUCCCCACCACGACAAACCUUAACCGUGGUCCGUGCAGGGUGUUACAACUUUAUGAGUAAGUAAUUGUAUAUUUAACCACGUAUAUUUCUAUUAAAGCAUUACAAUUCUUCACUUUUAAUAAGUAGUUGAUACAUGGGUAUAAGAUGUCACACUUUAACAGAGCUAUGAUCUGUAUGUUAAUAAUACAUAAUAUAUAUACAUAGUAAUAUUUAUUAUAGUAUGUAUACUUAGUUCUUUUAGUGUUACUUUACUAAAAAUCAUACAAUUUUGCUUGAUUUUGUACUGCAAUAAUUCACAACAACGAACACAAAAACAGGCCUUUAGAGUCAGAGCUAAAAGAGUCUAGAACACGUCGACACCUCAUUACUAACUCAACAAAUCGAUAGAACCGUGAAGGUUGUGAGAAGGUAAUGAUGAUGGUGGGCUAUAACCUACAUAUAGUGAAGGCGUAGGUAUAUAAAUGUUAGACGUAUCGAUAUGACGUAUGUUACGCAAAUUAAUAAUUUUAAAUUAUAUUAUGUAUUAGGUACUGAAGUCAGAAAAUGUCAUGACUCAAUUAAGUUGUUGCACUUUAAGUGAAAUAAAGCUUCUUGAACUAUAAAUGUAUUACGUACACUAACUAAUAGUUUACCUAUAAAAUUGGGGCCAGGAGGUACCUACCUAAAACGAUUGCCAGAAACAACACAAUUGUUUUUCGUAUGUACGUAUUCAUUUACUGUCUAUUUCCUCAAACAUUGGGGUAAUCCCUCCAUACCUAAAGCUUGUGCACCAGCUUAAGAAGUCCAUGGACAUAAACACGGCUCCUCACUUCUCUGUGGAAGAGGUUUCUGAUAUCUUGAAAAGAUCGUCCUCGGAUCGGACUUAGUCAUUGUCUGAUGGGGAAUGAAUUUGAAUACAUGUUUCACAUUGUUUUUGAUAGCAACUUGGAAAAGUCUCAUUUCUAGAACCAACUUACCGAAGAACCUGGCCUUCCUUUUCUUCAUCUCUCUCUCCCUUGCUUAGCAAUGACUGUAGGUACCUAUUUAACAAAAUUUUUAAUUCCUAACCAUGUCAAUACUUAUUUUCAACAUAGCUGGGGGCACUGCGGUGCCCCCAGAUUAACUUGGUACCUACUGGUUUAAUUAAUUAACAAGUGACCAUAAGUACAGUGACCUCUUUUAGUUUUAUUCAAAUUCGAUUGUUCUCAAUAAUAAGUAGGUAGGUAUAAGAAGGUCAAAACAAUGUGAACGGAUAAUUGAAAAGAGAAGUGGCGACAAGGGACAGCGCUGUCGGACACCAAUGCAGCGUGAACUGCACAGUGACUACAUCAAUAUACAGAUAUCAUGUCCUAUAGACAGGAACCUCGUUUUUAGAGCACCUAUCUAACUGCUUUUACUUGGUGUAGUCAUUUAGGGGUUAACGCUAAAUUAGCCCCAAAGCGUGUUCAAUAGAUCGAGUCAGUAUUUCACACCGGCGCAUCGCCUGUUAUACUAAUUCUAUUAGGCGCAGUUCCGGCUGCGUUUGUAAGACUGUUCUCAUCUGCAAAGGAAUCCCCGUACCAAUUUCUCCCUCGGGACGGCAUCCAGCGGCGAAAGUUAACUACCGCGCUAGACACUUCAUUUAAUUAGGCCAUGGUGCGAGAUGACGUGAAUUGGGAAGUUGUCUCCUCCCUCUGUGAAACAGCAAUACUAGCUAAAACCGCCGGGGUCGCGGGAAGGUUAUCAUAUUAUAGACACUAAGGUUCCGUUUCGGAGCAUAUGUUGGGACGGGAUGAUUUAGUCACCCGCCUCAGAGCGGGUGGAGUCAUUUGAUGACUUUCCACACACCCCAAAAAAAGAGGCGGCAUAAUCUGUAUUUGCACAUACCUAAUCGGUUCUACUAAUAAUACAAGUUUCUAUACACCAUUCCCACCUACAUAACUACCACAUUUUUCGGUUUCGAAGCCAGCACGCCAUAUUUUGAAGAAAAAAUAGGGAUAUAAAUAAGUAGUUUUUUUAACUACAGUUAGUAUAAACUGCAAACUGUUCAUGGAACUACAAGUUAUUAUAAACAACAACAGUACUACAGUUUUAGAUUCGCUGCCCUGUCAAUAAAGCCCACUUAGUGAGGUAGAAUAAAAUUUGAAUCUCAUACCAUAGAUGGUUUUUAAAUUAAAAAUGCCACUCGCGUAUUUUCAGAAGUCAUAAUCUCACCGGGAUUUUGGUCUUACUUAGUGCUAAUUAAAUUCAUAUUAUGUACUGCAAUAAUGUAAUGUAUUGUUAUUUAAUAUUUUUGAAGAUCUGAACCUUUUAAUUUUUUAGUACUACGGGUCUUAAUAUUUCACCUACAGUAUCAUUGUUAAAUUAUUACUGUUUUAAUAUUUGUUAAUCGUUUAAUAUAAGUAAUAAUAUACCUAGUAUAGAAUUGUACCUAAGAACCUUAACCAGACUUGAUUUUUCCUUCCGUUAGGUACCAACCUUAGUAUAUAGGGUGACUGGUAAUUAAUGAAGGAUAUUUAAACACGCGAUUGUACGCAUGAUUACAAACGACUUUCCCAAAGAACCUUUUUUGCAUAAGUACUCAUUAGUUUUAUUUUUAUUACAAUAACAAAACAAAAUUUUGCGCGCACGUGCUUUCUUGACGUCAUGAUCAGCUGUUAACAGCUAGGCGUUAUCGCAAGACCAGUAGGUAUUUUGAAACAACGCACGCGUGCUAAUGAAGUCGAAUUUGCCCCCUAUUCCAAAAAAACUGUGCAGCUCCAUCAUGGACAUUCAUGUCGUGUUGUGUUGUACAAAUUACAAUACUUAUAUAAAAUAAUAAAGGGUUUUUGUCUUAAUUUUACUCAGAAGGACCGUACUUACGCAACUUAACAGGCCGUUUUAGUUAAAAUAGGAACAAAAUACCAUAAUAUAAUGAUGGGUGGGUACUGUUACUGGUACCUACUACCUUACGUCAAUAGUGCACUUGUGUAAUAAAUUGUAUACCUCACUAUUUUGUUCAAGUUCCAACACUGUGUAUGUAUAUUAUUAAUUGUUAGUAAAAUAAAAAAAUGAUAUUCUUUUAUAAUUUGUAAUUCCACAAUUCGUUGUAGGCAUCACUUUUAUACUACCGAUUUUAUUAUUUUGUCACUAUGUAUAAUCCAAUAAAUAUUAUUGUUUUGUAUCUCCCCAAUAUUAUGUACAAUAGAUUUGUCUAUAUUCCUUACUCACGUCGUAUAUAACGCUAGUUUACUAUUAAACCAACCUACCUACAAGAGGCACAUGAGCCAAAGCGUAUUUAAACGUUUUUUGCUUUAUGAUGAGCUGUGAUACCUAAGUCUUGCUGGAGGUUUAUAAAUAAGUAUAAAAUGCUACAUAAUAAUUAUUAAGUAUAAUAAUGUAGUGUUUUUGUAGUAAUUCACAAAGUACACACUUAAUUAGGAUAUUACUAUUUUGUCGCUAGUUACAAUAAUGUCGAGUUGAUUUGCUGAAAUUGCAAAAUAACACGAUGGACACAACAGUUACCUGCACGUCUCUAGUAACAGCAUGUACUAGGUACCUAUAUGUAUAUGAUUACAAAGUUAUUAACAUAGCUACUAAUAUCCAAGUUUUAACCAUCGUUCUAUAGACUGUUAAUGAACUUAGUUGUGUAUCUGUCACCGGAAAGUAACAAAAACCGAAAGUUCAUAAAUUUCCUAAGAAAAUUAUUAAUUUAGGUACGUGGGAUUAUAAACGAUAAACAAGAUAUAAAUUGUAUUAUUUUACGCAGUUUAUAAUUUUUCGUUUUCAAUUUACGUAAAUAAAUAGGUACAAUCAUAUUUCUGCACAUCGGUUGCAAUUAAAGUGGCUGCCCAUACGCUUGCGCAAGCAGCAAAGGACAGCAUUAAACGCUUUAUUUUCCCUUCUCAACUCUCCUUCUUCACCUGCCUACCUAGCUUGUAGCUUCAUACUUCUAAUAAACCGGUUACUUCAAUCAUUCAAUUUCACCCCACUGAUUAUCUUCAUUCCUCCUUUUUCGUUAAGUCUUUCUCUCUGUGGAAUGCGCUUCUCAAGGAUACCCGUCUAUGUAUUGUAUUUAUUUAUCUAAAUAUGUACAGUAUUUGUAUCUUAUUGUAUGUUCCCAUAUCUUCUUACUCUUAUGUAUCGACUAUAAUAGUUAUGUCUCUAUUACUAUCCAUUAUCACCUCUGUUCUUUACAUUAUGCUUUCUAUUCGCUAACUUUGCACCCACCUCUUCUUCGUUCUGCACCACCCAAUGGUUGACUUUCAGAGAAUGCCCAUGGCAUUAAGUUCGCCAAUUAUACAGUGUUUAUGCAAUAAAGUUUUAAAUAAAUAAACUUGGGUACCUACUUCAUGUUAUUUUCCGGUGACAUGUCCAUAUAAAAUUGUGCAAUAAAGUCGCCUGUAAUUAUGAAUUUAAGAUGUAUUGCUAAAUUAAAACAAUAAAAUAUAAAUAAAUAACAAAA